AUGCUUGACUCGACACCCAUGCCACAGCUCCCGCAGCGAGGCGACGAAGGCGUGCUGAACCAAGGCAACGGUCUGACUCUUCGCGACCAAGAAGCCAAGCUCGACCAGAUUCAGAAGGACAACUUCAGUCUGAAGCUCAAGAUCCACUACCUCGAGGAAGCAUUGCGCAAGAACGGGACAUCAUUCCAACAGCAAACGCUGAAGGAGAAUGCUGUGGAGCAACGACACGCUGACGUCAAGGCUCUGGAGCGGGAGCUCGAUCUGGCCAGGCAAAGCGGUCAAGGCGACGUUGAAGAAGUCCAGCGGCGUCUGCAAAUGCUGCGAGCAGAGUUGGAGGCGGAGCAUGCCGAGGCCAAGCAGGCAUUGGAGGACGAGAUUCUGGUUCUGGAGUCGACGUUCGAUGAUCUACAAGCCGAGAAAGCAGCCUUGGAG
Molecule: messenger RNA, 432 nt
Organism: Baudoinia panamericana UAMH 10762
Lineage: Eukaryota; Fungi; Ascomycota; Dothideomycetes; Mycosphaerellales; Teratosphaeriaceae
Exons: 2
Cellular component (GO): microtubule organizing center
Source: RefSeq, a predicted model, not a curated record